AGACGUACAAAUUCAAAUUACGCAUGCGUGUGUUGAAAAACUAGAGAAAUCUAACCUAAAUUAACUUUCAAAUUAAUAUGAUUCAAGAACACACAGAAGAAAAAGAAAAAAAGGAAUAUAUAAUGCAAGCGCAAGGAGCUAUGGAAUCUUUUCUCAAUGCGUCAAAGACUGCUUUGUCGCAGUUAUCAUCAUAUCAAACAAUUCGUGUUGUUCUGGGAAAUCAAACGUGCGAUUUGGAUUCUGCUGUAUGCGCCCUGGUUCAAGGAUUAUUAGAAUAUGUCGACACUAAAAAUCGUGGGCAGAGCAAUAUCGCAGUGAUACCAGUCAUGAAUAUCCCAGAGAAGGAAUUUCGUAUUAAAACGGAAGUAGUUUAUAGCUUAAGAUCUCAUAACAUCCCAUUAAACUUAAUAACAUUCAGAGAUCAGAUCAAUUUGCAAAAUCUGCAGAAUGAUGCUUGCAAGAGGCUGGAGCUGAUUUUAGUCGACCAUCAUACUCUUCCGAAUGAAGAUAUCACAUUGAAACUUUCAGUUAUAGCGAUUAUCGAUCAUCGACCAUUGGACCCAGCCUGGUCAUUGUCCAAUGUAUCAUUAAACAUAGAAACCGUGGGAAGCUGCAGCACUCUUGUAGCACGCAAUGUUCUACAAAAAAAUCCUGACAUAUUGGAUGCUCAACUUUCAAGUCUUUUACGAGGUCCAAUAUUGGUUGACACCUACAACAUGUCGAAGGAAGCUGGUCGAGCAACUGCUACUGAUAUUGAUGUGUUAAAUACUAUUGAGAAACUUGGUGGACUCACAUCUGAUAGAACCGAGACAUUUAACAAACUUGUAAAGGCAAAAACAGAUAUUAGCGAAUUAACUCUUGAAGAACUUAUGAUUAAAGAUCUAAAAGUAAUCAAUGGAAUUCCUCUUGUGGGAUUCUCUCUUUUAGUGGAGAAUUUUCUUAUGCGUGAGAAUGCAAUAAAAACAAUUGAAAAGUUCGGUAAUAAUCGAAAUUGUUCUGUCAUUGUUCUCAUCGGUCAGGAUUUAAGCAGUGAACGCGUAUCUCGAGAUAUUGCUGUCUUUUCAACAUUAUCUAAUCAAUUGGGAAAUGAUAUAAUCCUAGCAUUAACAUCCUCCACCCAACCAUACUUAAAUUUAGAAUUGAUCAAGGAGAUUCUAGAUGAAAAAUAUAGCCUACGCUUGUAUAAACAAGGAAAUGUAAAGAGACAACAGCCGGGCCAAGCUACGCCGAGUAUCAACAUCCCCACCCUGUACGAGCGAAAAGCUGCAUUACCCUCAUGAACAUUAUUGUUCUGUAAAUUGUAUAUUUUUCUUUCAUU
This is a messenger RNA of Linepithema humile (Argentine ant), 1318 nucleotides long. It is a transcript of the gene pn, whose product is annotated as exopolyphosphatase prune. Gene Ontology annotation, cellular component: cytoplasm. Lineage: Eukaryota; Metazoa; Arthropoda; Insecta; Hymenoptera; Formicidae. The record is from RefSeq and is a predicted model, not a curated record. Gene Ontology annotation, molecular function: exopolyphosphatase activity.